This is a messenger RNA of Spirometra erinaceieuropaei, 2819 nucleotides long. Lineage: Eukaryota; Metazoa; Platyhelminthes; Cestoda; Diphyllobothriidea; Diphyllobothriidae. The record is from the annotation of a GenBank genome assembly.
AUGCAGGACGCCUGGACUGCUCGCAAAGCUGAGGAGAUCCAAGGCUACGCGGACCGCAACGAAUGGAAGAACUUCUUCUCCGCGAUCAAAGCUGUUUACGGUCCGCCGACGAAGGGCACUGCUCCUCUCCUCAGCGCCGACGGCAGCACACUCCUGACUGAGAAGACGCAAAUCCUACAGCGAUGGGCCGAGCAUUUCCAGGGCGUCCUCAACCGCCCUUCCGUCAUCUCCGACGCAACCAUCGCCCGCUUGCCGCAAGUGGAGACCAACGUGGACCUCGACCUCCCGCCAUCUCUCCAGGAGACCAUCAGGGCCGUGCAGCAACUCUCCAGCGGGAAAGCACCCGGAUCGGACGCAAUCCCUGCUGAGGUCUACAAGCACGGAGGUCCCCUACUGAUGGAUCACCUGACUGCGCUCUUCCAGGAGAUGUGGCGUCAAGGUGAAGUCCCGCAAGAUUUCAAGGACGCAACUACCGUGCACCUAUACAAGCGAAAAGGAAUCGCCAAGUCUGCGACAACCACCGCGGCAUCUCCCUACUGAACAUCGCCGGGAAGAUCUUCGCUCGCAUCCUGCUCAACCGCCUCAACAACCAUCUGGAACAGGGCCUUCUGCCGGAAAGCCAAUGCGGCUUCCGUCGUCAUCGUGGGACCACAGAUAUGAUCUUCGCCGCCCGCCAACUUCAGGAGAAGUGCCAGGAGAUGCGGACCCACCUGUACUCUACCUUCGUGGACCUGACGAAAGCCUUCGACACGGUGAAUCGUGAAGGACUGUGGAAGAUCAUGCAGAAAUUCGGCUGUCCGGAGCGAUUCACUCAGAUGGUGCGUCAGCUGCACGACGGUAUGAUGGCGCGAGUCACGGACAACGGAGCUGUCUCAGAGGCAUUCGCAGUGACCAACGGAGUGAAGCAGGGCUGUGUGCUGGCGCCUACCUUCUUCAGUUUUAUGUUCUCUGCCAUGCUGAUAAACGAAUACCGCGACGAACGCCCUGGAAUCCGCAGCGCCUACAGGACAGACGGUCACUUCCUGAAUCACCGGCGCAUGAACUUCCAAUCGCGCGUAUCCACAGCCACCGUGCACGAACUCCUCUUCGCCGACGACUGCGCCCUGAACACCACCUCCGAAGGGGAGAUGCAACGCAGAAUGGACCUGUUCUCCGCCGCCUGCGAGAACUUCGGUCUAAUCAUUAACACGCAGAAGACGGUGGUAAUGCACCACCCUCCGCCCAACUCAGCCACAACCCCCAACGCGCCGCACAUCAAUGUGAAUGGGACCCAACUGCAAGUGGUAGAGAACUUCCCGUACCUGGGCAGUACUCUCUCCCGCAACACAGAGAUCGAUGACGAAGUCGCCAACAGAAUCUCGAAAGCCAGUCAAGCCUUCGGACGCCUCCGAAGCACAGUCUGGAAUCGCCACGGUCUCCAACUGAGCACAAAGCUAAAGAUGUACAAGGCCGUCAUCCUGCCGACGUUACUGUACGGAGCAGAGACAUGGACGGUGUACACGAGACAGGCACGCCGACUGAACCACUUUCACCUCAGUUGUCUCCGUCGCAUCCUGAGGCUGAACUGGCAGGAUCGAAUCCCCGACACGGAAGUACUGGAACGAACGGGUAUCCCCAGCAUCUUCGCCAUACUGAAACAAAUGCAGCUGCGCUGGAGCGGCCACCUGGUGCGCAUGGACGACGAGCGACUACCCAAACGACUCUUCUAUGGAGACGUCGCGUCGGGUUCUCGUCGUCAAGGAGGCCAAAUUCGCCGUUACAAGGAUACCCUGAAGUCCUCCCUGAAGCGCCGGCAAAUCAACCCGACCAACUGGGAAGAGCUCGCUCGCGAUCGUCCGACAUGGAGGAGAACAGUGAAGACGGGCGCUGCUAUCUACUAAGCCAACCGCAUCGCCGCCGCCAAAGUGAAACGCGAAGCCCGCAAAUCACAAUCUCGCCCAGUACGCAACGCCGCCGCACAACCGCUCCCUACGUGUCCUCGAUGUCAACGGACAUUCCGGGCACGAAUCGGACUUGUUGGGCAUCUCCGAACCAACUGUGCUUCUCGAACUGCUCCAGCCAUCGUCCCCCCGCCCGCCUCUUCCUCGUCCUCUCUGUCGCCAACUAACUCUGACACUCCUUCUGCACCACCACUUCCAUCCUCCUCCUUCUCCUCCACUGCCUCAGCGGCGGGCGUUCAGACUGCCGUCUCACACAUCACCAACCCCGACACAAUAACCGCCACCACCCCCACCUCUCCCGAUUCCAGUGAUGAGGAUCAGGACUACACCUGCCCUCACUGCGACCGCACCUUCACCUCUCGCAUCGGCCUUGUCGGUCACUUGCGAAUCCAUCGCACAGAGCCUGGUGAACCAGUGCCUGGAGCACCAACCUACACCCACCGCACUCGCCUCCACUGCCCACACUGCCCUCGUACCUUCACGCAUCGCAUGGGUCUAUUCGGCCACAUGCGCAUCCACGAGAGCGGAAUUGACCACAAUUCCGAUACAGCCACGACAUCCAACACAUCCACCGCGCCCAGACCCAUCCUCGCUCCACUGUCACACGCGCCGACCACCACCACCGCCACCACCACCAACACCACUGCUUCCUCUACAGCUGACACCGACUUCACCUGCCCACACUCUGCACGCACAUUCACCUCUCGCAUCGGCCUUGUCGGUCACUUGCGAAUCCAUCGCACAGAGACUGGAGAACCAGUGCCUGGAGCACCAACCUACACCCACCAAGCACGCCUCCACUGCCCACACUGUCCUCGCACUUUCAGGCAUCGUAUGGACCUAUUCGGCCACAUGCGCAUCCACGACGACCUGCGGUAG